Menidia menidia (Atlantic silverside) is the source of this 4573-nucleotide messenger RNA. NCBI's taxonomy places the organism in Eukaryota, Metazoa, Chordata, Actinopteri, Atheriniformes, Atherinopsidae. The record is from the annotation of a GenBank genome assembly.
CUGGAACUGGCGAGCCAGCUGAAGCAGUGGCACCUGAAAGUUAUCGAAAUAGUAAAAAGAGGACAGCAUCGCAAGUCUCUGGAUAAACUCUUCCAGGGCUUCAAGCCCGCCGUGGAGUCCUGCUACUUCAACUGGGAGGUGGCCUACCCACUGGAAGGCAUCACCUACUGCAACGCGGAUAAAAAGAGCUCCACCUUCUGCUGGCCGAGGGCGAUGCAGCUCCACAGAGGACUCAAAAAUGCGGGGGGGGACUCAUCUGAAGCAGGAGGGGGGGGUAGAACUGAACCUGGACCUGGUGGAGACUUCAAAGGAAGAGGAGGCUGCCACUUGUCACAACAGGAAGUGGCGGUGCGGCCGAAGGAGACCAUCCUGAGCAAAAGGAAAGGGCUGUCACUGGGGGGAGGAGGGGGGGGGAUGCUGGUGCGUUUGGCAGGAGGCGUGUCUCUAUCUUUAGAGGAGGGUGGAGGGAAAUGCAUGCAUAAAGGGCCUCCUCCCUCCUCUGGAGGGAAACUGAAGCUCGCACAAGGCAGUGGCAAAGGGGCGUCUGUGGGGGGGUCGGCCGUUAGCGGCGGGCUAGGUACUAGCAAGCAUGCUAGCGCUAAACGGAGAACCAGCAGCGAGGACAGCUCCCUGGAGCCGGAUCUAGCCGAACUCAGUCUGGACGACAGCUGCAAUCUGGCUUUGGGGGCUGAGGCCAGCAACACCUUUGAUUUUCUCCCCCCUCCCCCAGAAAUGCUGCCUUCUCCCAGCCCUCUUCUCAGAGACUCCCCCAAAUACAGCAACGGCGGAGGGUGCAAACGCGUGUGUCAUAUCUCCACCACGGCCACGCCCUGCUUUCCUCCUAAAGAGGAGGCUGAUGUUGAUGUUCCUAACACUGCCGAUAGGGAAUCAGAACCUGCCCAGAAUAGAGAUGAAAGCAUGGGUUCAGAGGAGAACCACCAGGCUUCAAGCUCCACAAUAACAGCGGGUUCUGGCACCCCCCAAACACCCGGAAAACUGCCCCCAGGCUGCAGGGAAGCGGCUCCUGCUGAGGGAGGAAUCGUCGCAGGGGGGGGGGGCAACCAGGGAGCAGAAGGGGGCGGGGCUUCUGAGGGAGAGGCCGUGGGUGAGGAUGACUAUCAGGUGUACUACCUGAGUGCUGCCUCAGAGGAGGGAGCAGAGAGACAGAUGGCUGACAGCCACCAGGAGGAGGAGCCAGACAUCUUUGCAGGGAUCAAACCGCUGGAGCAGGAGGGCCACAUGGAGGUGCUGUUUGCCUGUGCUGAGGCCCUGCAUGCUCAUGGCUACAGUAAUGAGGCCUGUCGGCUGGCUGUGGAACUGGCCAGAGACCUGCUAGCCAACCCUCCAGACCUGAAAGUGGAGCAGCCACAGACUAAGGGCAAAAAGAGCAAGGUGUCAACCAGCAGGCAGACUCAGGUAGCCACCAACACUCUGUCCAAAGCCGCCUUCCUCCUCACCGUCCUCAGCGAGCGGCUGGAGCUCCACAACUUGGCCUUCAGCACUGGAAUGUUCUCCCUGGAGCUUCAGAGACCACCAGCAUCCACCAAAGCUCUUGAGGUGAAGCUGGCCUACCAGGAGUCGGAGGUGGUGGCUCUGCUGAAGAAGAUCCCUCUGGGUCUGGUGGAGAUGUCGGCCAUUAGAGAGCGAGCAGAACAGCUCCGGGACGGAAACCUGUGUGAUUACAGACCCGUUCUGCCUCUCAUGCUGGCCAGCUUCAUCUUUGAUGUCCUGUGUACUCCAGUGGUGUCCCCGACUGGUUCCCGUCCACCCAGUCGAAACAGAAACAACGAGAUGCCCGGGGACGAGGAGCUGGGCUUUGAGGCCGCUGUUGCUGCGCUGGGGAUGAAGACCACUGUGAGUGAGGCAGAGCAUCCUCUGCUCUGUGAGGGAACUCGCCGGGUGAAAGGAGACCUAGCUCUGGCUCUCAUGAUCACCUAUAAGGACGACCAGAGCAAACUCAAGAAGAUACUGGAUAAGUUGCUGGACAGGGAGAGCCAGACCCACAAGCCUCAGACUUUGAGCUCCUUCUACUCCAGCAAACCAGCAGCAGGCAGCCAGCGUAGCCCCUCCAAACACACCGCGGUGGGGUCUGCAUCAGGGGGGGUUUCCAAACACACCCAGUCCUCCUCCUCUGCAAAUACAAUGGCCGCCUCUUCUUCAAGCUCCUCCUCCACCGUGGCUUUUCCCGCCGAAGAUACAGCUCCUCCAGCGGACCUGAACCCAGUACAGAACAACAACGCUGGGGAGGGUUCCUCUGAGACCAGAGAGCGUGCUUCUGAUGGGCCUCAGUUAUCAAGUGAGCAGCAAAAUGAAACGGCUCCAUUUAAGCUGGAGGCCACAGUUCCCAGUCGGCUGGCACUGGGAGCUCGAUGUGGCUACAGCCAACGCUGCUGGGGCUCACCUGUCCGCCAGAAGAAGAAACACACCGGAAUGGCGAGUAUAGACAGCUCUGCUCCAGAAACCACCUCCGACAGUUCCCCCACCCUCAGCCGGAGGCCGUUUCGGGGGGGUUGGGCCGCUGCUUCUUGGGGGCGGGGCCAAGACAGUGACAGCAUCAGCAGCUCCUCGUCUGAUUCGCUGGGAUCCUCCUCCUCCAGUGGCUCUCGCAGAGCAGGGGGUGGAGCCAGAGCCAAGAGUACCGACACCAGCAGAUAUAAAGGACGGCGUCCAGAGUGUCAUGCUCCACACGUGCCCAACCAGCCAUCGGAGGCCGCCGCCCAUUUCUACUUUGAACUGGCCAAGACUGUGCUCAUCAAAGCCGGAGGAAACUCCUCCACCUCCAUUUUCACGCAGCCCUCGGCCAGCGGCGGCCACCAGGGGCCCCACAGAAACCUGCACCUCUGCGCCUUCGAGAUCGGGCUCUAUGCUCUGGGCCUCCACAACUUUGUGUCACCCAACUGGCUGUCCAGGACCUACUCAUCUCACGUGUCCUGGAUCACAGGCCAGGCCAUGGAGAUUGGCAGUGCUGCCCUCAACAUUUUGGUGGAGUGCUGGGAUGGGCACCUCACCCCCCCAGAGGUGGCCUCCCUGGCAGACCGAGCAUCGCGGGCCCGGGACCCCAACAUGGUCCGGGCCGCAGCAGAGCUGGCUCUGAGCUGUUUGCCUCAUGCUCAUGCCCUCAACCCCAAUGAGAUCCAGAGAGCCCUGGUCCAGUGCAAAGAGCAGGACAACGUGAUGCUGGAGAAGGCCUGCAUGGCUGUGGAGGAGGCCGCCAAAGGUGGGGGUGUAUACCCCGAGGUCUUAUUCGAGGUUGCUCACCAGUGGUACUGGCUUUAUGAGCAGUCAGUAGGCGGGGGUUCCAGUCAACAACGAGAAACUUCUGGUCGCUGUGGAGCCAAUGGCGGUCCAGGAAGGAGGCCUCCAGAUCCUAACUGUGGGGUCCUAGAUGGUGGGGUGAACAUGGAGUCUCCAGGGGUGGCUACAGUCACAGCCUCAGUCACAGCGGCGGCCGUAGUGCCGGUUAUCUCUGUGGGCUCCACCAUCUAUCAGUCCCACGCCCUACCGGGGCAGGCCAUAGCUCACCCCCAUAGCCAGGGGCUGCACCCCUACACCACCAUCCAGGCCCACCUGCCCACCGUCUGCACCCCGCAGUACCUGGGGCACCCCCUCCAGCACGUGCCCCGCCCCGCCGUGUUCCCCGUGUCCGGGGCCUCGUAUCCACAGGGAAUGCAUCCAGCUUUUAUCGGGGCCCAGUUCCCGUUUUCAGUCGCCACCGGCCCCCAGCCGCCUAUGGCCGCCACAGCGGUCACUUUCCCUGGUGUUCCCGUUCCGUCUAUGACCCAGAUCGCUGUCCAUCCCUACCACGCGGAGACCGGCCUGCCCCUGAGCACCACCGUGGCAGUGGGAAGUGUCCACACAGGCCCCACCAUCCAGGCCAUACAGGGUGCAUCUCUGCCCCCCCCCCCCCAGCCCGCCCCACUGGUCAGCGCCGCGUUCCCAGCAGAAGAUGACCAGCACAGUCAGCAAAUCAGCCAACAGGGCCUGCACUACCUGCAUUCUGCCUACAGAGUUGGCAUGCUGGCGCUGGAGAUGUUGGGCAGGAGGGCUCAUAACGACCAUCCCAACAACUUCUCCCGGAGCCCACCCUACACAGAGGACGUCAAAUGGCUGCUGGGACUGGCUGCGAGGCUGGGAGUGAACUAUGUGUACCAGUUCUGCGUGGGAGCAGCUAAAGGCGUGCUCAGCCCCUUCGUCCUGCAGGAAAUCAUCAUGGAGGCUCUGCAGAGGCUGAACCCCGCCCACAUCCACGCCCACCUGCGCACGCCCGCCUUCCACCAGCUGGUGCAGCGCUGCCAGCAGGCCUACCUGCAGUACAUCCACCACCGGCUCAUCCACCUGACUCCGGCGGACUACGAUGACUUUGUGAACAUCAUCCGGAGCGCCCGGGGGGCCUUCUGCCUGACGCCGGUGGGCAUGAUGCAGUUCAACGACGUUCUGCAGAACCUGAAGAGAGGAAAGCAGACCAAGGAGCUGUGGCAGCGCAUCUCCCUGGAGAUGGCCACCUUCUCCCCCUGAAGGAGAGCAGACACUGCCAACCCCAGGCCCGCUCUGUAGGACCGCUAUAAGAACCGGA